UUAACUAGACUAAGAACGUUUGGAUCUUCCCCGUCCACAUACUCGCUGGUCAUAGCAUUCGGUCCCGUUCAACGCCUCCGUGUGAAGUUGCGCGCCACCUGUUUGCCGUAAUGCCAAAGACGAGAAAUUGCUAUUCCAUCCUUCGAGCCUUUAAAAUUUGAACGCGCCUGCGGGAUUGCAACCCUUGCUCCAUCAGCGAAGAAUGGGGACCGUUCUCGACUCCCAUUUUCUAGCGCUCACAGCCAUUGUCACAGUAGGGUAUCAGAUGCUUUUCUUUUUCGUUACUGCACUUCUCAGAUUCGAUAAGCUCACAGAUUUUGCAGGCAGUACAAACUUUGUUCUACUUGCAAUACUAACUCUUUUGUUGAAAGGAUCGUGGCAUUUUAGACAGAUUGUCUUGACAACUCUUGUGGUAGUAUGGGGUCUUCGAUUGGGUUUAUUUCUGUUAAUGAGAAUCUUGCAAUGGGGAGAAGACCGCCGUUUUGAUAAUAUGCGUGAUAAUCUGGCAAAGUUAUCAGUUUUCUGGAUCUUACAGGCCCUAUGGGUUUGGACUGUAAGCUUGCCUCUUACAAUUGUGAAUGCUAGUGAUAGAAAUCCGUCGAUAAAAGCUCAAGAUGUAAUUGGAUGGGUAAUGUGGUUUGUGGGGUUAACUGUGGAGGCUACUGCUGAUCAGCAGAAGCUUGUGUUCAAGAAUUCUCCUGCAAACAGAGGAAAAUGGUGCAACAUGGGUGUCUGGAAAUAUUCCCGGCAUCCAAAUUACUUUGGCGAAAUUCUGCUUUGGUGGGGAAUAUUUGUCGCUUCAACCCCAGUUCUAAAAGACGCCGAAUGGCUCGUUGUAUUCGGUCCAAUCUUUCUGACAGUUCUGCUUCUAUUUGUUAGUGGUAUUCCACUUCUGGAGGCUUCAGCAAAUAAGCGCUUUGGCUCUGUAGAGGAGUACCGUAUCUACAGAUCAACCACCAGCCCCCUAAUUCCUCUGCCACCUGCACUAUAUGAAAGUAUACCGGCCUGGUUCAAGGUAGCAUUCCUUUUUGAGCUUCCAUUGUACAAUCAAGGAAUUGGUCAUGACGCAAUGUUGAGCUGAAACUGAACCUGAACCUGAACCUGUUAAGUUUUACUUGGCACCUAUAAAUGAUGUUUUACAGAUAUUUCAUUUUAAGCCCUCU
Molecule: messenger RNA, 1163 nt
Organism: Phalaenopsis equestris
Lineage: Eukaryota; Viridiplantae; Streptophyta; Magnoliopsida; Asparagales; Orchidaceae
Exons: 9
Coding region: 203-1081 (292 amino acids)
Biological process (GO): lipid metabolic process
Cellular component (GO): membrane
Molecular function (GO): oxidoreductase activity, acting on the CH-CH group of donors
Source: RefSeq, a predicted model, not a curated record